Cuscuta epithymum is the source of this 1445-nucleotide messenger RNA. Lineage: Eukaryota; Viridiplantae; Streptophyta; Magnoliopsida; Solanales; Convolvulaceae. The record is from the annotation of a GenBank genome assembly.
CAAAAUUUUUGUACGACUACAAGUGAUUGACUCAUUGAAAAGUUUGAAACCGGUCAAACCACUGGGAAUUUUUCUUCUUCUGCUCCUGCAGCUCUUCUUCUUCCUCUGCCCGCUCAACGCCAUGAUUUCUCUGAGUGCCACAUCUUCACCUCUGCUCCCAGUAAAAUAUGUCCUCUUGAAACCCUCUCUUACACCGUCCCUUAAACCCCUAAACGAAUACCGACACCGCCGCUCCCGGAAAAGCCUUAAUCUGAGAAGAUUUGGAGCUGGUAAGUGCAAGGCGCAGUUAGUCAAUGAUGCGCCUAUUGCCGUAGCCAUCGGCGCUUGCAUUCUCAACUCCCUGGUAUUCCCCGUUGCUCCUUCGCCGGAUGAGGAUGAAACCGACUCGGUGAUUGACUCUGCCGAUGCCCGAUUAGCUGUCAUGGGGAUAAUUAGCUUCAUCCCAUAUUUCAAUUGGCUAAGUUGGGUCUUUGCUUGGUUGGAUACGAAGAAGAGGCGAUAUGCUGUGUAUGCUAUAGUUUAUUUGGCUCCUUACUUGAGGUCUAAUCUUUCACUGUCUCCUGAGGAUAGCUGGCUUCCAGUUGCGAGUAUUCUCUUGUGCAUCCUCCAUAUUCAGCUUGAAGUCAGUAUAAAAAAUGGAGACAUCCAGGGUUUGCAGUUUUUUAGUGAGAAUAGAAAGACAGACAGUACAACAUUUGAAGAGGAUAUAGCAACUGAUCAUAAAAAUUUGCCUUCAGCACAACGGGGAGAUGAUGAACGUAAGUGGACAGUUCGUGAAAAGCCUUCUCAAGAUCCAGGGAACUUGGAUAAAGAUAGAGAGGAUCCUAUGGGAAGCAAGCACUAAGUUAAGAUCCUAUUGAGGUGAAGUAGAAUCAACAGGGAUUGUAGUAUGUAAAUUUUUAGCAUAUUUAAACUAAUUACUUAUCAGUUAUCACAUCCAUGAGAGUUUCCUAUUUUUUGAAAGUUAAUUUACAUAUUUUGGUAUUAUUCUACAUGAACAAGUAAGCUGAAUAUGAACUCUGCCUUUUUUUAAAUAAUGGCAGGCUAGUAGGCAACUUCCUGUAAAGUAGGCAUCAAGUAAGCAGAAUAUGAACUCUUUGAAAUGAACAAUAGCAUACACAGCAUAUUAAUCUACGGUAUGGGUCCAGAUUUCGUGCCCGUUUCAUUUUGUUUCACUGGUAGUCGGAACUCGGUAGGGAUGAGGGAGGGUAGAGAGAGUGCAUAUAAAUUGUCGGAUUAUAAUGAAUAUUAAUCGCUUAGCAUUUACAUGUUCUGUAAUGUUGUACAUAUUUUAGUAGCAGAUUUGACCAUAUUAGAAUUAAUAGGCUAAAUAAAAAACCUCAUUUAAGGAAACCACACAAGAAUUAAUUAUACUUUAUAUAAGGUUGGGCGCAUUAAGCUAGUACAUUUGUAAUACAUAAUGUUAGAAUUCAAAUCAUUACCCC